Molecule: messenger RNA, 900 nt
Organism: Helianthus annuus (common sunflower)
Lineage: Eukaryota; Viridiplantae; Streptophyta; Magnoliopsida; Asterales; Asteraceae
Exons: 2
Coding region: 1-900 (299 amino acids)
Source: RefSeq, a predicted model, not a curated record
AUGGGGAGGUUUUGGAGGGUGGCGGAAGCAUUUGAGGUGGCCGGAAAGGUGAGAGAUUGCGACAGCAGCGGCAGCGAACACUCACCUGAGACGAUGAUGGAUUUAUCCGAUAUGGUAAACUCGUUCAUAGAGAAUGGCAAUGGUGUUGCCAAUAAAGAUUUUGAUAUGCAAAAUGACGAUGAAUUAAGUUCAGAUGGAAUUGAUGAUGAUAUGGAGGAGAUGAAGGAAGCAUUGCAGAGAUUGCUUCGAGUUGAUAAUGACGAUGAUGUUAGAAGAAACUUGAUAUCGAAAGUCGAAAAAGCAAGUAGGGAUGUUGUCGAAGAUAACCGAUCAUCACCAUCUUUAGGGUUUAAACGGAGGCUGAUGGCUCGUCUUCGUGACCAGGGUCUCGAGGCGGGGCUUUGCAAAUCGAAGUGGGAAAAGAAAGCUGGCCUUCUUGCUGGCAAUCAUGAAUACAUCGACGUUAAUAUUGAACAAACUCGUUAUAUAAUUAUCAUAUCUUUGUUAGAAGAGUUCGAGAUAGCUAGACCUACAACUAUUUACGCUUCAUUGCUCGAGAUCCUCCCUGAGAUCUCAGUUUUCAAAGUUGAAGAUUUCAAAGAAAUAGUAAAAAUAAUGUCUAGAGCCAUAAAGAAGUCGAUGAAGCAGAAGAAGAUGCCGGUGCCACCAUGGAGACGACGGGAGUAUGUUCAGGCUAAAUGGUUUGGGACUUACAAACGAACCACCAAUGAGUAUCCGACUAAAAAGACACCGGAUCGUAACGUGAUCAACAAUCAAAAUAUUGGUUUUAUAUCAAUUCCUGAUCAUACUUGCUAUGGUAGACGUCAAGAACAAAUUGCUAGGAAGGAUUUUGCGUAUAAAAUGGGGAAUUUAGCCAUGGUCAUGAAUGGAGCAAGCUAA